Cloeon dipterum is the source of this 4699-nucleotide messenger RNA. RefSeq names its product actin-binding LIM protein 3-like. Lineage: Eukaryota; Metazoa; Arthropoda; Insecta; Ephemeroptera; Baetidae. The transcript is spliced from 16 exons. Gene Ontology annotation, molecular function: actin filament binding. Gene Ontology annotation, cellular component: actin cytoskeleton. Bases 390 to 2957 code for a protein of 855 amino acids. The record is from RefSeq and is a predicted model, not a curated record. Gene Ontology annotation, biological process: cytoskeleton organization; lamellipodium assembly.
CCCACUUUUUCCCUGGGUGUUGAUCGUUCUGCGCCCUGCAAAAUGUCAGAAUUUUGCACGGUUUGAGCGCACCCAAGGGCAGAAAAGUCAUCUUUCCUUGUGCAGAUGCCGAGUCGGCAUCAUUGACGGUAACGCGUUAGUGCCGAAUCCAGCUGCUUGGACCCAUUCGAGGCGGCUCAGCAGCGAAAUUGGCCGUAAUUCUCGGUCGGGAACCACGCCCCACGCCGGGUGAUCAAAGGAAGCAGACCAUUAUCUCGAGUUGUUUUAUCAUUUGCAAUCCACUCUGCGGGCCGAUGGUGAGCUUCGAGAGCUGUCCAACUGAGGAAUCAUAGUGCUAAUUGCGCCCGUCGCGAUUUCCCGGAGAAUCUGAACCUGUGAAGUGGUGCGCGAUGGAGAAAGGAAUGACAACGUCGGACCAGCCUUCUUCGGUGGCUACCACGUCACGCGGAGGAGACAAAAAGACGUCCAAGAAAGACUCUAAGGACAAAACGUCGCCGUCAAAAGGUAAAAUAAUAUGUCUAACAUGCAAGAAGAAGUGCUCCGGAGAAGUAUUGCGCGUGCAGGACAAAUAUUUCCACAUCUCUUGCUUCAAAUGCAAAGUAUGCAAGUCAUCGCUGGCGCAGGGUGGCUUCUUCAACCACGAGGGCGCGUACUACUGCACCGCCGAUUAUCAGCGCCAGUUUGGAACCAAAUGCGUGGCCUGCGGCGAGUAUGUCGAGGGUGAGGUGGUCACCGCCCUCGGCAACACCUACCACCAGAGAUGCUUCACGUGCUCCUCUUGCCGGAAAGCUUUCCCAUCUGGCGACCGGGUUACCUACAAUGGGCGCCAGGUGCUAUGCCAGCGGUGCUCAGAGGGCGGGCCCAAACCCGUGGCCCAGAGCCCCCAAAUUCAACAGGUGACCUCUGGCUCGCCGGCAGUGCCCAACUCGCUGCCCCUCCUCUCUUCGCAGUGCGCUGGCUGCCAAGAAGAGCUCAAGGAGGGACAGGCGUUGGUUGCUCUGGACAGGCAGUGGCACGUCACCUGUUUCAAAUGCCAGUCCUGUGGAGUCACCCUCCAGGGAGAGUACAUGGGAAAGGACGGCAUUCCCUACUGCGAGAAAGACUACCAGAAACAGUUUGGUGUCAAGUGUGCUUACUGUAGUCGUUACAUAUCAGGAAAGGUGCUCCAGGCUGGCGAAAACCAUCAUUUCCACCCGACGUGCGCCCGCUGCACCAAGUGCGGUGAUCCGUUCGGAGAUGGUGAAGAAAUGUUCCUGCAGGGCGGAGCCAUUUGGCAUCCGCGGUGCGGCCCUGGGCCCACUGAAAAUGGCGCUAUUCUGAACGGAAAUGGCUCUGCGAUCGACGCUUACGAGAAUGGCGCCAGGGAUGGCUACGCAACCACCGACACGGAGGGCGGCUUCGACCACAUGAGCAGUGCUGCUCCCAGCGAGAUGCAGUUUUCUUUACGUUCUCGUACACCCAGUUUGAAUGGCUCAGUGUGUUAUAGUCCUCACUUAAAUAGCUUGAAUAGAAAGUUUAAACAUCUGCAGUACCGCUCAAGCUCGCCAGGAUUGAUCCUGCGAGAGUACAAGCACCCUGAAGACAUCAGCCGCAUCUACACAUACAGUUAUCUGACCGAAGAACCAAACAAUACUUCUUCCUACCUACGCCGGCCCAUUGAUCCUUACGACAAGCCACCAACCAGUCCGCACUUCCACAGGCCUCACUCUGCACAGUCAUCAUCGCGUUCGCGGGUGCUGCUGAAACAUGGCUCGCGGUCGGCAAUGCAAGUGUUGGUGGACAGCAUCAAGUCGGAGACGCCCCGGCCCAAGUCGCCGCACAUGAAUAACGAGGAGCCGAUCGAGCUGGCCCACUUCCCAGCGGCCAAGCGUCCUCCGCCAGGCGAGAAGUCCAAGAUCGAGCGCGACGACUUCCCAGCACCGCCCUACCCAUACACGGACCCCGAACGGAGGCGUCGCUGGUCCGACUCGUACAAGGGUGUGCCGCUGUCGGACGACGAGAACGGCGACGUCCAGCAGAGCCCUGGCGAUGAGGUAGACGCCAAGGUCGUCGAUGUUAAGCUCAAACGCGAGGAGGUUGAGCUGUCCAAGAUCGCCACCGGCAUCGGCAAGGUGUUCCUGCAGAACGUGCGCGAGAGGGAGAAGAUGCGUCAGUGGAAGAUGAGCCACCUGGACCCGCGCAACGCUUCAAGGACGCCAUCAGCAGCCAAGGAGCCCAUCAACCGGCUGCGAUAUGAGUCGCCCAUCAAUGCAUCACCAUCCAGGAAUAUGGACCACCCUAGGCCAUGGGAGGAGGAUCAAUUCGACAGGAGCUCUAGCUAUCGAUCAUCGGUGGGACGAUCCACUGGCGCUAUCCCCAGCUAUAAUGUUCUCCACUCAGCUCCCAAACCUGGCUACGGCCUCAAGUCGAGCACCCUUCCGGCCAAUGGACGAAACGGCUUUUACUCGCCGCCCGGCGUUUACAGCGGAGGUGACUUUUCCUUCAGUGGAUUAGGUGAAAAGACACAGAGCACGGAAUUCAGCAGUGGCAAAUCAGAUAUUUCAGGUGGCUCCAUUUCUGAGGUUGACCGCAGAGCACUAGGGGGCAACGUGACCGACGCGUCGAGUGAAUUCCGCAGCUCGACCACUUUCGGAGGCGGAAUCCAACGGUGCUACCCUGCCUUUGUUCCGGCCGCGUCGCACUCGUACAGCCCGCACCUGCGCCGCUCGCUGCCCACCCUGAACCACAGCAUGGCCGUCGCCAUGUCCGCCGCCUCGGCAGAGCCGCCAAAACUCUACCCGUACCAUUUGCUGAUGACCACCAACUACCGCCUGCCUGGAGACGUUGAUCGCCUUAACCUUGAGAGGCAUCUUUCUGACAGUGAGUUUGAAAUGAUUUUCCACGUGCCGAGGAUGGAAUUCUACCGGAUGCCGCAGUGGAAACGGAAUGACCUGAAGCGAAGGGCCCUGCUCUUCUAAACUCUGACCUGCACGCUUGACCCAGUAUCAUUCUAUUCACUUCAUCGAGGAAGGAAACGUCCUCUCACUCUCGAGUCGGUGCUAAGGCUUUGCAAUUCGGUGCUUAUAGUGCAGCCGACUUGUGCAUCUCCUGAGUUACCUUUGUAAUAACGCAUCAACUCCUUUGUAAUUAGUCGCAUCGUCAGUCGCAAUUUUUAAAUGCAACCUAGUGGUACUAUUUAGUUACACUCUAUUCGUCGUUAAGUUCCUAUGGGUGAUUUUUAUUUUCGGUAACCAGGUGCUGCUGCAGUUUUUAUUUUAAUCCACUUAUACACACACACUUAUGAUUUUGUUGAAGAGGGAGUGCUUUUUAGCCAAAAUACACGUUGAUCAAUGACGACAGGUGCUUUUUGAAACGCAUUGUCUAUAAUUAUACAUAACCAAGUACUAAUAAUAUUAAUAACAAAAGCAAACAGCAAUUUUAGACCUAGUUGUGUAGCAUGACGAGGAAGAAGUUGCAAAACGCAGCUUUUUAUUCUGAUGAAAAGACGAGUUUGCGAGAAGAGAGAUAAAAUGAAAAGAUCGCAGAUUUUAGAGGUGACCUACAGAUUAAACCGAUUGAUGCUGAAUAUUUAUGACUCAAUAUCUACAGCUAUGCCUUAUGUAAUGUAAUUCCUGGGAGCUAGUGAAUGUGCUGGCCAAUAAUUGAGCUAUGAACCGCCCAAAUUCUUGGGCUCCGCUACGGAAUUCGGCCAAAGUGUUUUUCUCUGUAAAAAGAAAGCAGCUGUACAUUUUGUGAGAGACUACUUAUACUAUGAGCUAUUGAAUAAUAUAUAUAAAAAAAUAUAUUGCAAAAUUUUAAGCAUCCGCUAAUUGUGAAUUUCAGGUUCGGGGCAUGAAGAAGUCAGUUCUUCUAUUGAUGCAAAUUAAUUCAUCUUAAUUUGAAUGUUAACAAAGGAAAACUGUUCAGAGAAAAAAAGCAAAAAUGAGGGCGGAAUCCGCCUAGUUCAACAUUUUCUGAAGCACGUUUUCCUUCAAAGUCUGUUUCUUUUAAUUAUGAUAUAAUCAAGUCAAACAUAAAUUGACAUCAACUGCCUUCUUCAUGCCACCUUUAAUAAAAAAUUAGUGAAAAUCCACCCUUGAAGCGGACACUGAAAUGCUUUGUAGUGCUGAUGAGAUGUGCGGAAAGAUAGUCACUGAAAUUGCCUCUGCUACUCCCGUACACUUGUUGUUGCUGCUCCUUGAGAGACAAAGCUGAGCAUUUAAGAGGAAAGCUGCUUACUUAUUUUUUAAAUUGGCAACUGAAAUCAAAUUUUUGUACGCCGUCUGAGGUAGCUAUAUAUUCAGAACAUGUUAAUAAUUUCCCCUCCCGAUUGCGCUGCUUACUAUUUAUUGGAUGCACCCCGCCUUUCUCUAGACUUAAAAAGUAGUGACUUUGUCUCUAGACGAAUAAGAACAUCCCUUGACCAUAACUGUGCACAAAACGCAAAAUCCGAUAACAUCUAGUGGUAUUGAUUCUGCUUUUACGUCACUAUUAUUUGUAGAAAACGACUCAUCUUAAUUUUUCCUGGCGACGUCAACAUAUUGUUGGCACAUAUUUGUUGAAAGCGCCAGUGCAAAUCUUUUGCAUUUUUCUCUGUGCUUAAUUUUUCACUAUUUGUUGUAAAAUGAUUUGUUUGAAAAAUACUAUUUCUUUGCCUUUCAAUGGAGUUUGACCUCUUUGUCAUCAUUCUCUUAAAAAUUAAAUUGAAAUGAGAUCAAAA